AUGGCCCCUUCAGCAUCAACCGGCUUCCCCGCAGCGCAGCUCAACAAGCCGCAGAGCAAAGACAUUACCAAUCCACGACGCCUCCUCAUUCUCACGCCGACAUCACAAUCAGUCUCCAUUAUCCCCCCUCUUCUUCACUCGCUUACCGGUGUCCCUGUAACGGAACCCCCACAGCAUACUCCUCCCAAGUCAGAAACAACAUCACAACCAUCGGCCCAUACCUCAGAAGACACAUCCGGCUUUGCAGACCCUCAUGAGGAUACGGGCGCGACCGCCGGUAUAGCUUCUUCUUUCGCGGGCUACACCACACAUGCGCCGCUUCACCUGGAAACCAAGUAUUAUACGGCCGACAUUCCGCUCUGGGUCGACGAAAUCCCGUCGACGAGGGAUGGUGCGGCGACGGCGCCGUUAGUCCCCGAGAACGAAAGUUCGUCCUCGGUCCCUAGCCAAUGGCGAAUGGAAUUUCUCAGCGAGGAAGCUCAAAUUGUGCGCGAUGCGCUCGGCGCCCUGGUCGUUUGUGUGAAGCGUCCGGAAAUCACGCGGACGAUAACACCACCUGGGUCGAACGAUCACCCUGUGAACGAACCUGAUCUCUCGCGACGGCAAGAUGUGCGCGCUGUGCUGGAGCUCAUGCGUGAUGUCGGUGCGGUAAAGGGGUGUAUUGAUGAUGAGCGCGGCGGUGAUGGCGAUAUGGUCGGUGUGUUUGUCUUGGUUGGAGCUCGAGGAUCUGCGGGGACGUCUUCUCCGGCUCGGAGUGGGCUUGAUACUGAUGAUGGAGGAGAGGGCGUUGUUGGGGAUGAGAUUGGUGGCGCGGAUGUGCCGUUAUCUGUGGGUUGGUGGGAGGAUCAGCUUUUCGAUAUUGGCUUAUUUGGUUGGGAGGUCGUGGAAUGGGAUCCUGCCGAGAAAGAGGGGCAGACUGGGGAAGGGAGGAAGAGGAAUCAGGUCGGAGAAUACGAAGGUAUGCCGCGCAUCAAAGAGGUUCUCGAAACACACGACUGGAGCACGCCGAGCCCUGCAGAAGACCUCGACGACGAGGAUUUUGGUUUCGACGAGGACGAUCUGGAGACAGAACUUCUCGGGUUCGGCCAAAGAAGUCACACUUCUGGCUUUGGACAAGAAGUCCAUGAAUUAGAGAGGGAGAUGCUGGGUCUGCGCAUGGCGAUUGAGCGCGGUGGUGGCGAUGGAGACAGCGACGAUGACGGCAACGAGGAGCUCAAGGUUGAAUCGAUCGAGGGGUUGAUGAUGCGAAUGCAGGCCAUUCGAGAUAUGGGGUCAGAUUUGCCCGAGGCUGCACGCAGGAGAUUUGCUGCCAAGGCCGUGUCUGAGAUCAUGCGAGAGUUGUAG
Messenger RNA from Penicillium diatomitis, 1344 nucleotides. RefSeq names its product adaptin-binding domain-containing protein. The coding region runs from base 1 to 1344 and encodes 447 amino acids. The transcript has 3 exons. The record is from RefSeq and is a predicted model, not a curated record. Gene Ontology annotation, molecular function: protein-macromolecule adaptor activity. Lineage: Eukaryota; Fungi; Ascomycota; Eurotiomycetes; Eurotiales; Aspergillaceae. Gene Ontology annotation, biological process: vesicle-mediated transport.